AAAUAAAUCAGGAUGAGGGCACAUACUUUUUCACUGUAUUAUAUGAUUAUAUCACUGUAUUGUCUUCUCUUCUUCUCUUCACUGUAAUCUUGUGUUUUAUGUUUUUUGUCCAAUUCUAGGAAGAGUUCAAUACAGCACUGAAGUCCUUACAAGAGAAACUUAAACGCAAUGAAAAAAUGAAAGGAGAGUUUGAGAAAACAGUUCAACACAUCAAGGCUCAAGCUGAGCACACAGAGCGUCAGAUUAAACAGCAGUUUGAGAAGCUUCAUCAGUUUCUCAGAGAUGAAGAAGAAGCUACAGUCACUGCACUGAGGGAGGAAGAGGAGCAGAAGAAGCAGAGGAUGAAGGAGAAGCUGGAGGAGAUGAACACACACAUCUCAGCUCUUUCACACACACUCAAAGACAUGGAGGAGAUGAUGGAAGCCAAUGACGUCUGCUUUCUGAAGGAGUUUCCAGUCUCAAUGGAAAGAGUCCAGAGCUCACGGCCGGAUCCACAGAUGGCUUCUGGAGCUUUGAUUCAUGUGCCGCGAUACUUGGGCAACCUGCCGUUCAGAGUCUGGAAGAAGAUGCAGGACAUCGUCCAAAACAGUGAGUCUGACGGCAGGAGAUCUGAGCUGGACAUGAUGGAUGGGUGGAGAGAUAAAGGCUCUAUAUGAUACACAAACUGAUAGAUAGAUAGAUAGAUAGA
Messenger RNA from Rhinichthys klamathensis goyatoka, 688 nucleotides. RefSeq names its product E3 ubiquitin-protein ligase TRIM35-like. The transcript has 4 exons. Lineage: Eukaryota; Metazoa; Chordata; Actinopteri; Cypriniformes; Leuciscidae. Bases 177 to 656 code for a protein of 159 amino acids. The record is from RefSeq and is a predicted model, not a curated record.